Messenger RNA from Cladocopium goreaui, 3456 nucleotides. Lineage: Eukaryota; Dinophyceae; Suessiales; Symbiodiniaceae. The record is from the annotation of a GenBank genome assembly.
AGGCUGCUCCGUGUCCAUCAUGGAGCCAUGGCCAGGCACCGGCCAAAAGCCCUAUGUCCUUAUCGAACCUUGGUGGGGGUCCUUUUGCUCUGCAUUCUUGUCGCUUUCUUGCUGGGACGACCCACGCUGACGGCCUCCGUCGCGGAAGUGGUGCCGGCUGUGCCGGCUGUGCCCAGCCAGGAAAGCAACUCUGACCUCCAAUCCACUGCAGCUCCAGAGGCUCUUUCGGUCCAAGCGACGACUGUGGAGCCAACACGAGCUCCAGACCGUUCCCAGUAUGGCUUCUACUUGCAUGUGCAUGGACACCCAGCAGCAGUGAUUCAUCAAGUGCGAGAAGUGAAAAAGUGGUUUCCUGGCUCACCGAUUCAUGUCAUGAGCGACGGCAAUAUGGAUUUCGGCGCCCUGUGUGCCCUUGAGAACUGCAGCUUCGUCUUGUGUCCUCCGGCCAAUGACCGUUGGCACCCAUGGCCCUUUCUUCGGCGACUUUAUGAUGCAGCGGUGAUCCUGAAAUCAGAGUUUGUGAUCCUCCUGGAACCCGACAACACGAUCCACGGACGAAUCAAGGCAACGCCAGAGUUCGAUGCUGGUGGGCUCCGAGUGAAGGAACGAUCCUUUGCGGGAGCAGAGUACGUGCAGAACUUAGCCCGUGAGCGGCAGCCCGGCUUCAAGUGGACCCGGGAGAAUCAGGAGGCUGGGUUGUGCGGUGGCUCCUACUACCGAAGCGCUGCAGUGCUGGACGCGUUUUCGGAUGAGAACGUGGCCAAGAUUGACUGGAAUAUGCUGGGAGAGAAGUUCAGUAAGGAGAUCUAUUCCUCAGACUUCGCCAUGCAGUUUGCUUUGGCCGCGCGGGGUUAUACCAUCAUGCCUUGGAAUGAAUCAGCGCAGAUGCACCAGGAUAAGGAGAUUCCACUGUCAGGGCCAAAGGAUGCUGCCUUCCGCCACUAUUCUGGACCCGUUGGAAAGCCCACCUACGAGUUGAAACUGCAGAAAGAGGAUAGCAAGCUGGCCAAGGAGAGACCUGCAAAGUACCAGGGGAAGGAUCCGAAUUGCCAAGUGUGUUACAGCUUUCAACGCUACGUCCAGCUUUGGGGGUCGCCCAAAUGCACCAACUCUUUACCCUUCGAGUACUCAGAUUUGAUGCUGAAGAGGUAUCACCCCAACUUGGCAAAAGAGCCCUGCCACCCAGACAUUGGAAGUUUGUGUGAGCCUCACAAAUUGCACCCACGCUAUGCAGUCAAUGAAGUGGACACCACCCCAGCAGCCGCAGCGGAAGUCCCAGGCAGCGGUCGAAAGCUCUACGGCUUCUAUUUGCACGUUUUUCAUUCGCCAGCUGCAGUGUUUUAUCAGGUGCGGAAACUCAAAGAAGUUUUCCCCGGAUCUCCGAUCUACGUGAUGAGUGAUGGCGGCGCUGACUUCAGUCCCUUCUGCGAACAAGAAGGUUGUACCUUCAAAAUGUGUCCACCGGCGAACGAUCGCUGGCAUCCAUGGCCCUUCUUUCGGAGGCUCUAUGUUGCCGCAGUCAGUCUCAAUACCGAAUUUGUGAUCAUGAUCCAUGGCCCCAUCAAACAUCGCCCGAAGUACGAUGCGGGUGGCCUCCUGGUACGUGAUCGGAGCUUUGCCGGAGCAGACUACGCCCCUCGGCGAGUUCUGACGGAAGGAAGGUGGACCAAGAAGAAUCAGCAGGAGAAACCCGGGUUGGUCCCUUCCAUAUUUGGUGAUGGCAGAUCCACACGUCACAUUGGCCUGGUGGGCAAUGCCGGACUCUGCGGUGGCUCCUACUACAAGCGGGAGGCCAUUCUGGAUGCGCUUUCGGAUGAGCGCAUGGCCCAACUCGAUUGGACGCUGGGAGAUGGCCCUGGAGAUGGCGUCACGGAAGUUCCAAAUGUGGCGAUUGUGGUUCAGCUGGUCCAAGCUGCCAUGGAUGCCAUGGAUCCCAGGAAUUUCCUGGGCGAACGCUUCACCAAAGAGAUCUACUCCUCGGAUUUCGCCUUGCAAUACGCCUUAGCGGCUCGGGGAUGGACCAUCAUGCCCUGGAAAGAAGCUGCCCAAAUGCAUGACAACAAGGAGAUUCCAUUGGCCGGCCCCAAAGAUGCAGCAUUCAGACACUACUCUGGGCCAGUGGGAAAGCCAACCUAUGAAAUGAAGCUCAGGAAAGAGGAUGUUCGCUUGGUCAAAGAUCAACCGGCCGGGCGAAAUUCCGGGGAAAAGAUUCCAAUUGCCAGCGACUUGGAUCGAACAAGCGGCCGUGGUGCGGUCGUAGCAUGGCCAAUUUUCACUUGUGUCACGGGGCUUUUGGGUGAAGGUGUUCCUCUAACUGCUGGGCUUAUCACCUUUCUACGCAGUCCCACAGCGUUUCCGCUUUGCUACAACUUGACACGUUACGUUGAGAUCUAUGGCUCCAGCGACUGCACCAGCGAAGUGCCGCUGCUUGGAGCAGAACUGGAGCUAGGAGGUCCUGAGAGGUUUACCUAUUCAGGCCUUCUCUUAGAGCGUUACCAUCCCGAGCUCAAGAGCCGCAUGUGUGAUUUGCCCUGGCUGUGCGAGCCGGGCACCAUGCUAUCCUUUGGGCCAAGUAAGCCAAGGAUACGGUUGACGCCGCACCCCCAACAGCUUGGUUUGACGCGUGCGUUGAGCUGCAAUGAAGGGCCAAGGGCAUUUGGCAAGAGGGACAACUCCGUGGGUCUGAAGUGGGAGCGCGGCAGCGAAGAUGAGGAGGAGGAACGUGCCGAUUUGGCGCGCUACGGCAAGAACUGGCAAAAGGUGCGGCGUGCCGUGGAAGCGGGUUUUGCGCUGAAAGAUUUGUUGCAAGAUGUCCGUGAGAGCCAGACCAACAGCCUCUACGAUCGUGAUUGGAACCGUCCACAGUUUGGCGGCAGCAUCAAAUUGAUGGGACCCAGGAUGCCCACGCAAUUCCUGGGCUCGCCCCUGCUGGGCUCCCAGCGCCUCGCGCACACGGCCGGGGACUCGCCGCUCCGUGGCGCGGCCAAGUCGCAGAAGCUCCGGGUGCAUGCGAAGUCGCAGAAGGUCACCAAAUUCAACAUGGACAUGGAGGAUGACAACGAGGGAUCAGCCCCACUUCCUCGGGGUCCAGUUGGAGGCCCGAAAGCAGGAAAUGCGGGCCCUAGCAACCCGACCACAUACACCAUGGACGACGACGAUGCCGUGAAAGCAUCUGCUCCACUUCCUCGCAAGGGAGGCCCGAAAGCAGGAAAUGCGGGCGCUGGCAACCCGACCACAUACACCAUGGACGACGACGAUGCCGUGAAAGCAUCAGCUCCACUUCCUCGCAAGGGAGGCCCGAAAGCAGGAAAUGCGGGCGCUGGCAACCCGACCACAUACACCAUGGACGACGACGAUGCCGUGAAAGCAUCAGCUCCACUUCCUCGCAAGGGAGGCGCCUCAGCAGGAAAGGGGCAUUUGUUUCUAGCAGGGUUCAAGUUAUACAAUUCCAUUUAA